Messenger RNA from Lasiodiplodia theobromae, 1326 nucleotides. Its product is annotated as Myb DNA-binding domain-containing protein. NCBI's taxonomy places the organism in Eukaryota, Fungi, Ascomycota, Dothideomycetes, Botryosphaeriales, Botryosphaeriaceae. The transcript has 4 exons. The coding region runs from base 1 to 1326 and encodes 441 amino acids. The record is from RefSeq and is a predicted model, not a curated record.
AUGCGUCGCCUGCCUUGCCCGACUCAGCGCGCCCGCUACUCUUCAGGAACCAAGGCCGUCAGAACUGCUGUGUCCCUGUGCACCGCUAUUGGACCCCCUCCCGUCGCCCUCGCAAGAGCAAAGGCAACCCCAAACACGUGCGAUACACGGCCACCACCACCUGCCCUCAUCGCGACCACACGCGUCGCGGCCCUCGACCAGGAUCCAAGCCCAACCAAAACAGAGUCUGGCUCAGUUGCAACGCUGGCGAGAUCCUACCGCGACUUCUCCCUCGACUACGGCCAAGUGCAGGACCACCCGGGAGAAGAAGGACAUUCCUCAAACGUCGACAUCCAACAUGGCCUCCACCAGUACGCCCUGCCGCAGCAGCCCGCUGCGAACCCGUUUCUGCAGCACGCCCCUCCCCACCACCACCAGCUGCACCACCAGCAUGGCGCCCAUCACCACCUCGUCCAGGUCUCGUCCACGCCCGAAGCGCACCCCAAUCUGUACCAGGCCUAUCCAAUCCGCCCCAUGCCGCCCCAGCCGCAGCAGCCUCCCUCGCCCUACGGCCAGCCGUCCCUAGACCCCUACGCCCCGCGCGGCCGCAAGCGCAGCCGCCCGCGCGACGAUCUGCAGCUGGAUCUCCAAGGCCUCCACGCGCUGCACCCCGAGGACGCGCCCCAAGACGUGCCAAUGUCGGCCCUCACGCCCCACGGCCAUCACGCCCACUACUACACGCCGCAGCAGCAGCCCCCGGCCCAGCACCAUCACCACCGCCUGCCCAACACCGCCCCGCCGCACAAGCUGCACCGCGGCAGCUACGGCAGCGACCAGUCGCCGCCCUCGACCUCGCACGGCCCGCCCAGCGUCGUCGGACAGGAGGGCAUGCCUCCGCCCGCCCCGCGACCGCGCGGGCCCAAGCUGAAGUUCACUCCGGAGGACGAUUCGCUUCUAGUCGAGCUGAAGGAGAAGAAGAACCUCACCUGGAAGCAGAUUGCCGAAUUCUUCCCGGGCAGGAGCUCGGGAACCCUGCAGGUGCGGUACUGCACCAAGCUCAAGGCCAAAACAACCGUCUGGACCGACGAUAUGGUCCAGAAACUCCGCAAUGCCAUGCAGGAGUACGAGAACGACAAAUGGCGCAUCAUCUCUGCGAAGGUCGGCAGUGGCUUUUCGCCAGCAGCAUGUCGCGAUAAAGCGGCAGAACUAGACGGCACGAUUCCCGCUUCUGAAGAGGAUCCCGAGCCGUUGCCGCAAGACACGGAGGAGGGCGGCGCCAGCAGCAGUUUUGCCCAAGAGAUGGUCAGCAUGGCCGGCGGGAGCGACCCUACCGUAGCGUUCCAGUAG